Molecule: messenger RNA, 300 nt
Organism: Adineta steineri
Lineage: Eukaryota; Metazoa; Rotifera; Eurotatoria; Adinetida; Adinetidae
Source: the annotation of a GenBank genome assembly
AUGCCUAUCGCCAUCAAUAAUAUUCUUCUUAUUCUUAGCAUUAUUCUAUUAUUUACUCUGUUUAUUGGUACACAUACUACUGAUAUUGCUUAUUCUAAUCACAUUAUCGAAACAAAUCAUGAAGAACAAUCUCCUGAAUCUAUUCAUUAUAUGGCUAAACGACGAUUUUUACCUACACGACGUGAGCUAGAUCAAAACGUUAAUGAUAAUAAUGAAGAUAAUGAAUCUCAUUUGAAUGCUAAACGAUACUUUUUAAAAUCCAAACGUUAUUUUCUUAAAAGCAAACGAGAAGAUGAAUAA